CCUUGGAGCGCUGACGGAGGCUCAGUCUUCGCGCAGGACCGGGCCAAGCUCGGGGCUCUCGCGUCCCCAGCGACCCUCCUCUCCUCCCCGGCCCCUUUUGCGGAGAGGCAGAGACUCGGAGCGUCGCCAUUUCUGGACCAGGCGGCUGCUUUCCGAGCUUUUUCUGCGGGAACCUCUGUGAGCUGGGGACCAACCCCCGCCUGGGCGCUUGGGUCUCCGGCCCCGCUCCGGGUGGACUGCACACCGGGGACUCUGGAGGGUUUUGGUGGCAUUUGGUCCGGGGAGGUACCGGGCCGGAGGGGCUCCGAGGAGAUGAGAGCCUGGCCUUGGCGGCCUUCAUCUUCCAGAGAGGAGGCUCAGAUGAGCCCCUGCUGACUUAAGAGAGACCAAGCCGAUUGCUGUGAGGAACUGGAAGAAGGAGGGGGGGGGCAAACUCGGUGAGAAGCGCUCCCUCACCAUGAGUAGCGCUGUGCUGGUGACGCGCCUCCCAGAUCCCAGUAGCAGCUUCCGCGAGGAUGCUCCGCGGCCCCCGGUUCCGGGAGAAGAAGGGGAGACCCCACCUUGCCAACCCAGUGUGGGCAAGGGCCAGGCCGCCAAACCCAUGCCUGUCUCCUCCAAUGCCAGGCGGAAUGAAGAUGGGCUGGGAGAGCCUGAGGGGAGGGCGUCCCCUGAUUCCCCUCUGACCAGGUGGACCAAGUCCUUGCACUCCUUGUUGGGCGACCAGGACGGUGCAUACCUCUUUCGGACUUUCCUGGAGAGGGAGAAAUGUGUGGAUACUUUGGACUUCUGGUUUGCCUGUAAUGGAUUUAGGCAGAUGAACCUCAAGGAUACCAAAACUUUGCGAGUAGCCAAAGCCAUCUAUAAGAGGUACAUUGAGAACAACAGCAUCGUCUCCAAGCAGCUGAAACCUGCCACCAAGACCUACAUACGAGAUGGCAUCAAGAAGCAGCAGAUCGACUCCAUCAUGUUUGACCAGGCACAGACUGAGAUCCAGGCAGUGAUGGAGGAAAAUGCCUACCAGAUGUUUUUGACUUCUGACAUAUACCUCGAGUAUGUGAGGAGUGGGGGAGAAAACACAGCUUACAUGAGUAAUGGGGGACUGGGAAGCCUAAAGGUCUUGUGUGGCUACCUCCCCACCUUGAAUGAAGAAGAGGAGUGGACUUGUGUAGAUUUCAAGUGCAAACUUUCACCUACUGUGGUUGGCUUAACGAGCAAAACUCUGCGGGCCACAGCCAGUGUGAGAUCCACGGAAGCCGCUGAAAAUGGAUACAGGUCCUUUAAGAGGAGCGACCCCGUUAACCCCUAUCAUGUAGGUUCCGGCUACGUCUUUGCGCCAGCCACCAGCGCCAAUGACAGCGAGAUAUCCAGUGACGCACUAACUGAUGAUUCCAUGUCCAUGACAGACAGCAGUGUAGAUGGAAUCCCUCCUUACCGCAUGGGGAGUAAGAAACAGCUCCAGAGAGAAAUGCACCGAAGUGCGAAGGCCAACGGCCAAGUAUCUCUACCUCAUUUCCCGAGAACCCACCGCCUGCCCAAGGAGAUGACGCCCGUGGAACCUGCUGCCUUUGCCGCUGAACUCAUCUCGAGGCUGGAGAAGCUGAAACUGGAGCUGGAGAGCCGCCACAGCUUGGAGGAGCGGCUGCAGCAGAUCCGAGAGGAUGAAGAAAAGGAGGGGUCCGAGCAGGCACUGGCACUGAGCUCACGGGAUGGAGCACCCAUCCAACACCCCCUGUCCCUCCUGCCCUCUGGCAGCUAUGAAGAUGACCCGCAGACCAUUCUGGAUGACCACCUGUCCAGGGUCCUCAAGACCCCUGGUUGCCAGUCACCUGGUGUGGGCCGCUAUAGCCCACGCUCCCGCUCCCCUGACCACCACCACCACCACCAGCAGUACCACUCUGUCCUCCCGCUGGGGGGCAAGCUGCCCCCUGUGGCUACCUGCCCACUCCUUGGGGGCAAAGGCUUCCUGAGCAAGCAGAUGACGAAACAUGUUCAUCACCACUACAUCCACCACCACGCCGUCCCCAAGACCAGGGAGGAGAUCGAAGCAGAAGCAACGCAGAGGGUGCGCUGCCUCUGCCCUGGGGGCACCGACUAUUACUGCUACUCAAAAUGCAAGAGCCACCCCAAGGCCCCAGAGCCCUUGCCAGGGGAGCAGUUUGGCGGCAGCAGAGGUAGUACCUUGCCCAAACGAAAUGUGAAAGGCACGGAACUGGGCCUGACACUGCCGGCCAGGGAAGGAGGGGUAUCCAAUGGAGCAGGGGCCCCACAGCUUCCUGGGGAGGAAGGAGACCGGUCACAGGAUGUCUGGCAAUGGAUGCUGGAGAGCGAGCGGCAGACCAAGCCCAAGCCUCAUAGUGCCCAAAGUGCAAAAAAGACUUACCCCUUGGAGUCUGCCCGCACAUCCCCGGGCGAACGAGUCAGCCGACACCAUCUGUGGGGAGGCAGUGGACACCCCCGCUCGACACCCCGGGCCCACCCAUUUACCCAAGACCCUGCGGUGCCUCCCCUGACCCCACCCAACACUUUGGCGCAGCUGGAAGAAGCCUGCAGAAGGCUGGCAGAGGUGUCAAAGCCCCAAAAGCAGCGGUGCUGCGUGGCCAAUCAGCAGAGGGACAGGAGCCAUUCAGCCACAGGUCAGGCAGGAGCCACAUCCUUCUCCAACCCAAGCCUGGCUCCAGAAGAUCACAAAGAGCCAAAGAAAGUGGCAGGUGUCCAUGUGCUUCAGGCCAGUGAGUUGGUUGUCACUUACUUUUUCUGUGGCGAAGAAAUUCCAUACAGGAGGAUGCUGAAGGCUCAGAGCUUGACCCUGGGCCACUUUAAAGAGCAGCUCAGCAAAAAGGGAAAUUAUAGGUAUUACUUCAAAAAAGCAAGUGAUGAGUUUGCCUGUGGAGCAGUGUUCGAGGAGAUCUGGGAUGAUGAGACAGUGCUCCCAAUGUAUGAAGGCAGGAUACUGGGCAAAGUGGAGAGGAUCGAUUGAACCUCAGGGUCUGCUUUGGUGCACCGUGGAGCUGAAGCCCAGUGACCUGUCUUGAACCUAACUGACAGCCACGAAACAUUUUGAA
Messenger RNA from Nannospalax galili (Upper Galilee mountains blind mole rat), 3062 nucleotides. RefSeq names its product axin 2 (gene Axin2). The coding region runs from base 458 to 2977 and encodes 839 amino acids. The transcript has 11 exons. NCBI's taxonomy places the organism in Eukaryota, Metazoa, Chordata, Mammalia, Rodentia, Spalacidae. Gene Ontology annotation, biological process: negative regulation of canonical Wnt signaling pathway. The record is from RefSeq and is a predicted model, not a curated record.